Molecule: messenger RNA, 1233 nt
Organism: Cladophialophora yegresii CBS 114405
Lineage: Eukaryota; Fungi; Ascomycota; Eurotiomycetes; Chaetothyriales; Herpotrichiellaceae
Exons: 1
Coding region: 1-1233 (410 amino acids)
Biological process (GO): proteasome-mediated ubiquitin-dependent protein catabolic process
Cellular component (GO): GID complex; nucleus; cytoplasm
Molecular function (GO): protein binding; ubiquitin protein ligase activity
Source: RefSeq, a predicted model, not a curated record
AUGGACGCAAUACAGAAAGAGCAUGAGAAGGUUUGGAACAGCAGUAAGCUGUCAAGGGCCACGGGUCAUGUUGACGAUAUCAUAAAAUCACUGCAGAGAGCGCGGGAUGCCAUUGCCCAGGAACCAAACUCCAGACAGAUUACUCUGGCGAAACUGCAGAAUCCGGUCAAGACGUCGUUUGAUGGCAUGUUCUCGGGACUGAAGGACACACAUGGACUGCACAACAAGUACUCAAGGGCACUGGACAAGGUCUUCAAGGACAAAGUGCCGAGCACCGAAAUUGAUGCACUCUCCUCCCACCCUACGUUGAUCAACCGGGCGAUAUACCUGCAUUUACUGCGGGAGGGCCUUUUCGAUGUCGCGUCGACGUUGCAUUCUGAGGCUGUCGAGCGACAGAGGACUCAGCAGGAGACUGCUCGACACCUGGGAUUAGACGUUCCGAUGGAUCACCCGCUGGGACUUGAUAAGAGCUCAGAGGAGAGUAUGCAGGAACAGUUUUCGAAUAUGUACCACAUCCUAAGUGAGCUCAAAAACAACCACAACCUGCAACCAGCUAUUGACUGGGCAAGAAACAAUGCUGCAGCACUUGAGGCCCGUGGAAGCAACCUAGAGUUCGAGCUCUGCAGACUGCAGUUCGUCAAUCUAUUCCUUGACCGCCGGGAGGAAGAUCAAUACGAGUUUGAGGCCCCUAUGCGUGCACUUCAAUAUGCACAAACCGAGUUUCAGUCGUUCCGUGGAAGGUAUUUGAUCGAGAUACAGCAGCUACUGGGAGCAAUCCCCUUCUCUUCCAAUCUGGAAGAAUCACCCUACAGUGUCAGGUUCAGCAAUCCGACGACUUGGGACGAAGUCGCCACACUUUUCACUCGAGAGUUCUGCUCCCUGCUCGAACUAUCUGCGGACUCACCACUCUACGUCGCAGCAACUGCCGGAGCAAUUGCCCUUCCAACGCUCCUCAAGCUGCAAACCAUCCAGAAACAGAAAAGGACAGAGUGGACGUCACAGAACGAGUUGCCCGUCGAAACGCCUCUUCCCCCACCCUAUCAGUUCCAUUCAAUUUUUGUAUGUCCAGUCUCAAAAGAGCAGACCACCGACCAGAAUCCGCCAAUGAUGUUGCCAUGCUGCCACGUCAUCGCACAAGAGUCGUUACAGAAGCUCAGCAAGGGUGCAAAAUUCAAAUGUCCCUAUUGUCCCGUCGAGAGCCAUCCAAAGGAGGCAAAGAGGGUCUUCUUAUGA